This is a messenger RNA of Coregonus sp. 'balchen', 1278 nucleotides long. Lineage: Eukaryota; Metazoa; Chordata; Actinopteri; Salmoniformes; Salmonidae. The record is from the annotation of a GenBank genome assembly.
AUGGACAAACUGAGUCAGACAAAUGAUGACCUCAGAGACCAUCUGAGCAUAACAAGAAAGGAGCUAGAACAAAGAGAGAGGUACAUUGACACCCUCAACCAGCAGCUAGUCAAUAUGUCCUCUGCAUCUAGAGAACAUGUCCACCAGACUGGUACAACACAAGCAGAACCUGAGACCAGCAUGGCCUCCACCACACAGCCUGAUGACACUGCACCCGCCUACCAGUCUGCUCCAGCCCAGAUCAGCCAACCAGCGUCCCAGUCUGCUCUAGACCAGGUCAGCCUACCUGCUUCCCAGUCUGCUUCAGCACAGUGUGCUCCAGCCCAGGUCAACCUACCAGCCUCUAAGUCUGCUCCAGCCCAGGUCAGCCAACCGGCCACCCAGUUUGCUCCAGCAAAGGUCAGUCAACCAGCCUCCCAGUAUUCUCCAGCCCAGGUCAGAAUACCAGUCUCCCAGUCUGCUCCACCCAGACAGUCACCCACAACUGCAAUCCUUAUUGAUUCAAAUGGGGAGUUCUUAGUCCAGGAAAGAUUAUUCCCUAGACACCAGGUGUAUAAGUUCUGGUGUCCUACAACUGACAGUGCAAUGCAGCUACUCAGUCAGACCAGGAUUGACACCCCCGACAACAUCAUCAUCCACACUGGCACAAACGACCUUCAUGCCAAAGGUGAAAAUGUAUCUGGGGCAGUGAGAAGAGUGGCAGAACGGGCACAGGCUAUGUUCCCAACAACCAAUAUAGUUGUGUCCACCCUCCUACCAAGAAAAGACUUCCCAGGAAAGUUGAUAGAAAAAAUUAAUCAACAGAUCACUGUGGACUAUGCCUCACUGCUCAACGUCAGAACGGCUCACCACCCGACUCUGACAUGUGAACAUUUAUACGAUAAUGUACAUCUUGAUCAGGACAGUAUCAGAACCUUUGCCAAGGACCUAAAGGAUGCAACACGUUGUCAGGGACCCACACACCCAUCACCCCAGCAGCAGAGCCCCCUGCCCCACCUUCUGAAACAACAGUACCCCCACCAUCCCCAGGAGAGAAGAGCCAGACACGGCUUAUUACAGCACAGCUCUACAAGACCAGGCCCAACACAGCACAGAUUUACCAGACCAGACCCGCCUCAGGACAGCACGACCAGACCAGGCCCGCCUCAGGACAGCACGACCAGACCCGUCCCAUCACAACACAGCUCUACUAGACCAGGCCCAUCACAACACAGCUCUACCAGACCAGGUCCAUCACAACACAGCUCUACUAGACCCGGCCCAUCACAGCUCUACUAG